Messenger RNA from Notothenia coriiceps (black rockcod), 841 nucleotides. Its product is annotated as asialoglycoprotein receptor 2-like. The record is from RefSeq and is a predicted model, not a curated record. Lineage: Eukaryota; Metazoa; Chordata; Actinopteri; Perciformes; Nototheniidae. The coding region runs from base 383 to 841 and encodes 152 amino acids. The transcript has 4 exons.
GUAAUAAUUCUUACAAUGGUUUUGUAAUCUUUUAAAUGAAUUAGCUUGUAAACUGUAAAAGUGUCUCAUUAUAUGAAUUGAUCAGUGUUAUUUCAGACUUUUUGUAUUUUUUUCUGUAUGGGCAUGAAUUUGGUUUUCCUGCUGUGUAUCACCAGUCCUACGCCCAUAUUACUCUAUUUGUCUUUCCUUGUAAAUACAUGUGCAAAUGCAAGUAAAUAAGCCUGAUAUAAUAAAGCUGUCAUUUCCAUAAUCCACUUUGCAUUAAGUCGAAAGUGCAGCUAACUAACGCAUGAUGUUAGUUAAUGUUUAACCUAAUAUUUAAUGUCAACAGCUGCACAUCUACAGUCUCAGUCCAAAAGAGAAGAGCAGGGAAGAGACAAGGAUGGAAAAAGUUCUUCUGAUCAUCAUCGCUCUUUCAGGACUGAGCGCUGUCUCCUCACAUGCUGAACGUCAGUACCAUUUUGUUUAUCAACCAAAGACCAUGGCUGAAGCACAGAGAUACUGCAGAGAGAAACACACAGACCUGGCCACUAUAGACAGUGAUGAGAUUGUGAAGCUCCUGAACAACAUGGCAGGCCAAUACAACCAAUCAGCCUGGAUAGGGCUGCACGAUGAGCGGUACACCUGGAAGUGGUCGAUGUCAGACCCAAGCUUCUACAAACUGAGGGAGAUCGAGUUCAGACAAUGGGGCAUUGGACAGCCUGGCAAAUAUAAUUCUGAACACUGCACAUGUAUCGGUUCUCCUGAUGGACUAUGGCAUGAUUAUAAUUGUAUCCGUAUUCUUAGUCUUAGACCAGCUUUAAUAGCUCAGAGAGGGAGACUGCAGAGAGAGAUGUUUUAA